Cylicocyclus nassatus is the source of this 427-nucleotide messenger RNA. The record is from the annotation of a GenBank genome assembly. NCBI's taxonomy places the organism in Eukaryota, Metazoa, Nematoda, Chromadorea, Rhabditida, Strongylidae.
GUGUCACUGUCAGAAUUGUCGCAAGUGGUGUCCGUAAACUCGGAAUGAAGGUUUCGCUUCUUCUGGUCUCGUGGCUGCCAGCGUUCGCAGUAUGCACUUCAAUCUCUAACAACCCAAAUUCUCUAUGCGUUAUCAUCACUAGCGAAAACCUAAACAUGUCCUUCCCCCAUGCUGAAUACGCGUACCAUGCAAUAGUCACAAAAGGAGGGUAUUCCCACAAUGAAGAAAAGGUUAAAGUGGGAGACUUUAUCACCGUUCAAAGUUUUUUCUGCCCCCUAAUUCGGAAGAAACACUACUUCCUGAAAGGAACUCCGAGCCGUUCUACGCUGUACAUCCGUCACCACAUAUGCUCAGAAAUAGAAGAUUGCAAGCUAUAGAUGAUUACCUGCAUGACCAUCCAAUUUCUCCCAUGUAGUAAAAAAUAAAC